AUGGAUCUCUGUGUUUUAUUCGUAUUUAUCAUUUAUUUAUCUUAUCACAAGACCUAUUCUGGUUUACCACCACAUCUAAGAAAAUAUGCUAGAGGACCUAAUGUAUGUGUAGAACAGGAAGUUUAUGGUACUAGAGAACGAUUCUUUACACAAUGUGUUGGACGUUACCUUAGAACUAUUUGUGAAAGACCAACAAUGUUUAAGUUUGAAUGCUGUUCUGGAUUUGAAAAAGUUCGAGGUAAACAAGGAUGUACCGGAAUUAAACCACUCAAGAAUUUGGUGGAAACACUACAAGAUUUAGAACUGACAGAAUUUUCCAACGUGAUCGGUCAAUCUGGUGUAGAGGAUCAACUAGCUAAUCAAGGUGCUUAUACAGUAUUCGCUCCUUCUGAAGACGCUAUCCAACAGCUAUCAAUUCCAGAACAGCAAGCCUUGCUAUCUAGAACAGCUGAUGGUACUCCAAACGUCUUCUACCACGUAGCACCAGGAAGACUCAAUUUUACUGGUUUUAAGAAGAAUUCAGACUAUGUAACAUUAUAUAAGGACGAGAAAAUAAGUGUCCAGAAAUACUCCUAUGGUGUAGCGACAGUGAACUGUGCUCGCGUUACCAAAGCUAACGAAAUGGCAACCAAUGGUAUUGUUCAUGUCAUAGAUAAGGUGUUAUCUCCCUUAGAUAACCAGAGGGAUUUGGCAGAGAAGGUGUUUGGUGAUGAUCAGUUUUCACAGUUCCAGCUAGCUCUAUUUGUUGCCGACAUGGUGAAAACACUGAAAAAUAAACAACAUCUGACAGUGUUUGCGCCCACUAACCAGGCGUUUGCGAAAUUACCCAAUGAUAUGCUAGAUAGAAUUUUACAGGACUCUGAAACUGCUAAAAAGGUGAUAGAGCAUCAUAUCGUGAAAGGUGUAUACUGUAGUGAUUCAGUGAUUAUUGCCCUUGGUUUAAAAACUCUGGAUGGAACUAGACUGCUAUUUAGAUGUAAGCGAAGUGGUAAAUACAUUGGUAACGCUAAGUUAGAACAAAUGGAUAUAGUAGGCCGUAAUGGGGUUAUACAUGCUAUAGACAAUGUUCUUAUACCAGAUUCAGUAAAAACUGUAGUUGAUAUGGCAGAUGAUUUGGAUAUAAACGACCUUGUAAAUUAUGCUAGAAACGCCAACUUAACUGGAAGCCUUACUGACGGUGAAGACUAUACAUUAUUAGCGCCUACUGAUAAAGCUUUUAAAAAGUUACCGGCUGGUUACAGAGCUGCAUUACGAACACAACCUUUAGCUGUUGGAAAGUUGUUGGAAUAUCACAAACUCAAGGGUAAAAUAACAUCAAACGACAUGAUAGGGAACCAUUCUUUAUAUCAUGGAGAUAAUGCAACCAUUUCUGCCAAAAUACAAGUUAACGUUUUUAGAAAUGGUAAUGUAGUUGUUGGUGGGGCUAAGGUAGAAAAGAGUGAUACGUAUUGUAAAAGCGGCGUGGUCCAUACUAUUGACAAAGUUUUGAUUCCCGAAGAAGGCAGUAUUAUGGAUACUAUAAUAACGGAUCCUAAUUUAAGUACACUUAGAUUAGCAAUAGAAAAGGCUGGUCUAUCUGAAAUGUUAACCAAGCCCUAUGGUCAAUUUACAAUGAUCGCACCAACGAAUCGAGCAUUUAAAUCCUUGGGUAGUUGGGAGAAGAAAGCUUUUGAGAAACUUACUCCUGGAGAACUGAAGGAGUUCUUGGAACGUCACAUCAUCAACAGAAUGGUAUUAAAAUGUGGCUUCAGUCCAAAUUCAGUAUACAGUAUAAAAUCUCGACAAGGAGACAGCGUCAUCUUUACCCAAACUCGUUCAGGAUCUGUCCACAUAAACAAAAAAUAUCGUGUUCAGCAUCGAGAAGAGAUAAUGGCUAACAAUGGCGUAUUAUACAAAAUAAACAAUAUAUUGAAAUGUUCUUGUGAACCCAGGAUCCGGAGUAGAAGAUAG
This is a messenger RNA of Lottia gigantea (owl limpet), 1950 nucleotides long. RefSeq lists its product as hypothetical. The coding region runs from base 1 to 1950 and encodes 649 amino acids. Gene Ontology annotation, molecular function: cell adhesion molecule binding. Lineage: Eukaryota; Metazoa; Mollusca; Gastropoda; Lottiidae. The transcript is spliced from 13 exons. The record is from RefSeq and is a predicted model, not a curated record. Gene Ontology annotation, cellular component: extracellular matrix. Gene Ontology annotation, biological process: extracellular matrix organization; cell adhesion.